This is a messenger RNA of Sceloporus undulatus (fence lizard), 336 nucleotides long. RefSeq names its product cocaine- and amphetamine-regulated transcript protein-like. Gene Ontology annotation, molecular function: neuropeptide hormone activity. The transcript is spliced from 3 exons. Lineage: Eukaryota; Metazoa; Chordata; Lepidosauria; Squamata; Phrynosomatidae. Gene Ontology annotation, biological process: cellular response to starvation; adult feeding behavior; negative regulation of appetite. The coding region runs from base 1 to 336 and encodes 111 amino acids. The record is from RefSeq and is a predicted model, not a curated record.
AUGGCUGGCUCUGGGUUCAAGGCUCUCUGCUUCGGGUACCCCCUCCUCUUCCUCCUCUUCCUUUUGGGAGUCUGCGAGGAAUCUGCGGAGAUAUGGGGUGCAGGCGAGGCAAAAGGAGAUGGAAGGCAAAAGGAGAAAGAAAGGAUUGAAGUCCUGAAGGAGGUCUUGGAAAAGCUGAGGAAUGGCCUGCUGCUGACCAUUGGGAAAAAAUUCAGCUGGGUGCCCUCGUGCGAUGCCGGGGAGCCGUGUGCCGUACGGAAGGGUGCCCGCUUUGGCCGGCUCUGCAACUGCCCGCGAGGGACGUCCUGCAGCGUCUACAUCCUCAAGUGCUUGUGA